AUGGUUGCAACGAUCUUCCAUUCGCAAUCCACAUCAGAUAAGCCGCUGCCUUACACGGCAUCGCCAUGGAGUCUCAUGUGGGAAGACAUUCUCCUUGUUGUCCGCACAUCCUGGUCCAUCCCAUGGGUGCUUCUGCCUUUGAAACAUCAGCAUUCUAAUGAAUUGGACGAGCUUUACCCCUCGUUGACCAAUAUUGCCAACGUAGUGUUCCAAGCCGUUCUGAGCUUGGUCCAGAUACUGUUCCUUCUGUCAGUACCGGUCCUUGUUAUCUGCAUGGUUCCGACCCUCUGGGUAUGCGUCUACAUUAGUGGCUUUCUGUGGCUUAACAGAACGCUAUGCAAUCUGAUCCUCAACAGAAAGCCGAGCGUUUUGGUGUCGAAGUAUCCUAAGGAGGAAGCCCCCGAGCAUAAACAUGAGCAUUGGGUUUAUAUCAACGGCAUCGCUUGUGGCCAGACCUGGCUACAGAGUAACAUUGAUCGCCUAGCAUAUACAUUCGGGAGGAAGAUUACGGGUGUGCACAAUCCAUCGUCCGGACUCGUAUUUGACAUUAUUGAGUCCUUAAUCCAGAGGGACUUUUCUUACGCAACUCGAGAUGUCAGAGAGGCAUACGCUCUGCUUAGAGCCGCUUUGCUAAAUCCGGACUAUACGAAGGUGGUCUUGAUAUCUCACAGCCAAGGGGGAAUAGAAAGUGGCCUAAUAGCAGACUGGCUCCUUGACGAGAUUCCUCAAGGCCUCCUCCGCAAACUGGAAAUCUAUACUUUUGGCAACGCCGCCAACCACUUCAAUAACCCGUACCGGGCACUCCCAGCUACCCAGAAGGAGACCGCCCCUGUCGUAUCCCCGCAGAGCCAACACCCAAGUGAGAACAGUGACAAUACUAUUCUCCACAUUGAACAUUACGCUAAUUCGAGGGAUUUUGGCUCCGGUCACCUGUUCAACCAGCACUACCUGGGCACCAUGUUUCCACUUGGUCCUGAUAAUCAGGUUCUGGAUUCAAAUUCAUUUAUGGAUACAGAGACGGACUUCCUAGGGUCUACUGUCAAUGGUUCCAAGGGUACAGGUCGACGUGUAAAGGUCCGAGAGCUCAGUCGAUUGUGGUUAUACCGAAACGGUGGCUCACCAGAGUAA
Molecule: messenger RNA, 1128 nt
Organism: Aspergillus nidulans FGSC A4
Lineage: Eukaryota; Fungi; Ascomycota; Eurotiomycetes; Eurotiales; Aspergillaceae
Exons: 4
Coding region: 1-1128 (375 amino acids)
Source: RefSeq, a predicted model, not a curated record